CACUGACUGGAAUAGUUAGAUGGCAGUUAGGCAGCACUCAUAAGCGGUACUGACUAGCACUGAUAGGUGACACUGACUGUAACUGAUAGGUGGCACUGAAAGGCAGCUCAGAUGGGCACUGAUAUGUUACAUUGAUGUGCACUGAUGGGCAAUGACAGAUGGCACUCAUGGACACUGACAGGUGGCACUGAUGGGGCUACACUGAUUAUCAGGGCACUGGUCAUCACUGAUCACAUGACAGAGCUGAAGUCAUUG
Molecule: messenger RNA, 255 nt
Organism: Staurois parvus
Lineage: Eukaryota; Metazoa; Chordata; Amphibia; Anura; Ranidae
Source: the annotation of a GenBank genome assembly